Paramecium tetraurelia is the source of this 1335-nucleotide messenger RNA. RefSeq lists its product as uncharacterized. The transcript is spliced from 6 exons. Gene Ontology annotation, molecular function: 3',5'-cyclic-nucleotide phosphodiesterase activity. The record is from RefSeq and is a predicted model, not a curated record. Gene Ontology annotation, biological process: signal transduction. NCBI's taxonomy places the organism in Eukaryota, Ciliophora, Oligohymenophorea, Peniculida, Parameciidae.
AUGUAAAACAAUAAAUCUGCAACUGAAUACUUGGAUUCGAUAGGAUAAUAGCUGGAUUUCAUUGAUUAAUAUUAUAUAUAACAGGCAGAUCAAAAUGAUGCUUAAGUUAUAUAGAAAUUUAAAAAGGUCUACAAAUAUAUUGAUGAGGCGUACAAAUCCAAUUUUAUGAAUGAUGAUGGUUUAUUUUCAGUUUAUGGAUUUUUCUUAUAAACAGUCAAGAAAUUCAAAAGAAAAUUGGAAAACAGAAUCUAUUUUGAUAAAACUGAUUAUGCAGCCACACUCGAGAAAUUUGAACGAACUUAAACUAAACUUGUUCCUGUUUACAAAGAUCUUAUAUUGGAGGCUUAGAAGUAGGAAAGAAUAGAUUUGGAAACCUUAUUAGAUUCGAAUAUGGUUCAUCAUAUUUAUACAAAAAAAGAAUUAGGUCAGUUUGCUCUAUAAUUGUUUGAUUUCUUAAAUUUGGAUUAGAUCAAAGUGCCAAAAGAAAUUUUAGGUGAUUUGAUAAAUGAAAUUGUCAUGAAUUAUAAUGUUGUACCUUAUCAUAAUUUUACCCAUGCCUUCCAAUUAUCCUAAUUGCUAUUUUCAUGCUAUAUGAAAUCAGACCUGAAGAAAUUUUGUACUCAACUUGAAAUAUUUUCUGCAAUUCUUGCUGGUUUGGGACAUGAUUUAAACCAUAAGGGGGUAAACAAUAUGUAUAAGAUUAAAAAGUCAAAGAAAUUCAACAUUCUAACAUCCGAAAUUGCUGUUCUAGAAAAUAUGCAUUGCGCUACUUUCUUUAAUAUCAUUUAACUCAACAGAAAACAUGAUUUCUUUCAAUACAUGUCAAAUGAUGAGGAAAAAACUCUAGCAAAGAGAUUGAUUAUUACAUCAAUUUUGGCAACCGAUAUGAGUAAACAUGCAAAACUUUUAGCUAAACUUUAAAAAAGAGUAGAAUGCACUAAAUAAUAUGAUCAAGGAGAAAAAAAUGAUUUAAUAGAGAUGCAGCGAUUCUCAAAUGAAAGACUUGAAGAUAGAAUCUUUAUUCUUAAUAUCAUGGUUCAUGCUUGUGAUAUAUCAAAUCCAACGAUGAAAUUCAAUAAUUAUAUGAAUUGGUCCUAUUUAUUAACCUAAGAAUUUAAUGAUUAAACAAUCAAAGAAGCUAAAAUUGGAGUAGAUGUGACUGGAUUUCUAAUCUAUAAAGACAAACCCACUUAUUAUGGAGGAUAGAUGUUUUUUUCAAAAUCUCUGGUUCUCCCCUUAUGGGUUUAGAUUGGUGAAUUGUACCCAGAGCUUAAAUAUUUAUCCGAAGAAAUCAACAAGAAUUUAGAAAUAUUACAAUAAAAAUUAAAACAAUGA